GUGCUUUUCAGUGGGAACGAUUAGAAGAAGAUAUAAAAAAGAAGUUGAAGGAUCCAGAAAAAACUGACCAUGUGCUUGAGAAAGUUAAAUGUAUCCUGAAAACUCCAGGGAAGCUAAACACUAUAAAGGACUGCAGAUCUCACCAGAUAAAACGGCUGUAUAAUACUUCUCUCAGGCUGUUCUUUAAUACGCCUGUCCUAGCUGAUGUCAUCUUCAAAAUACAAGGUGCAACUGUACCAGCCCACAGAGCAGUUCUGGUAGCUCGCUGUGAGGUAAUGGCAGCUAUGUUUAAUGGUAAUUAUCUAGAAGCAAAUAGUAUUCUGGUUCCAGUGUAUGGGGUUUCCAAAGACACUUUCCUCUCCUUUCUAGAGUAUCUUUAUACCGACUCCUGCUGCCCAGCCAGUAUUCUCCAAGCUAUGUCUCUCUUGAUCUGUGCAGAGAUGUACCAAGUAAUGAGACUCCAGCAUAUUUGUGAGCUUUACAUUAUCACGCAGCUUCAGAGCAUGCCUAGCAGGGAACUGGCAUCCACAAGUCUCAGUAUUGUUAGCUUACUCAAAAAAGCUAAGUUUCACAAUUCUGAUUGCCUUUCAACUUGGCUUCUUCAUUUUAUUGCCACUAACUACCUCAUCUUCAGUCAAAAGCCUGAAUUUCAAGAGCUUUCAG
Pelecanus crispus (Dalmatian pelican) is the source of this 663-nucleotide messenger RNA. NCBI's taxonomy places the organism in Eukaryota, Metazoa, Chordata, Aves, Pelecaniformes, Pelecanidae. The record is from RefSeq and is a predicted model, not a curated record.